CGUUCAGUCCCUCGAGAGAGCGGUGCGCGGCUGGCCAUCCUGACCAAGGCGCUGGGGCUCGGGCGGGCGGACGGACGGACGCAGUGAGCAGACAGACGCCCAGCGGCCGCCAGCCCCACGCAGUUCCAGCCAGGCUUGCACCCCGAGGCCGGCAGCAGCCUGUGCCCGGCGAAAUCUCCCGCGCUCUGCCCGCUCCGGCUCCCGUGCCAGCGCCCGGGGGCCGCCUCCUGCCAAGUGACUGCUGCCUCGCCGCCUCCGAACGGCCCGGGACCAUGAAGCUGCUGCCGUCAGUGGUGCUGAAGCUCUUUUUAGCUGCAGUGGUCUCGGCAUUGGUGACUGGCGAAAGCCUGGAGCGGCUUCGGAGAGGGCUGGCGGCCGAAACCAGCAACCUGGACUCUCCCACCGAAUCUCCGGACCAGCUGCUGCCCCCAGGAGGCGGCGGGGGCCGGGAAGUCCUGGGCUUGCAAGAGGCAGACCUGGACCUUUUCAGAGCUGCUUUCUCCUCUAAGCCACAAUCUCUGGCCACACCGAGCAAGGAGGAUCGUGGGAAAAGAAAGAAGAAAGGCAAGGGGCUAGGGAAGAAGAGAGACCCAUGUCUUCGGAAAUACAAAGACUUCUGUAUCCAUGGAGAAUGCAAAUACGUAAAGGACCUCCGUGCUCCCUCCUGUGUCUGCCACCCGGGUUACCACGGAGAGAGAUGCCAUGGGCUGAGCCUCCCGGUGGAAAAUCGCUUAUAUACUUACGACCACACAACCAUCCUGGCUGUGGUGGCGGUGGUGCUGUCGUCUGUCUGUCUGCUUGUCAUCGUGGGACUUCUCAUGUUUAGGUACCACAGGAGAGGAGGUUAUGAUGUGGAAAAUGAGGAGAAAGUGAAGUUGGGCAUGACCACUUCCCACUGAGAGAGACCUGUGCUCAAGGAAUUGGCUGGGGAUGCUACCUCUGAGAAGACACAGGCUGAUCGCGGACUCUGCAGAGGCGAAGGACUUCACAACUAGCUAUGAAGACACCUUUGUCCCCAGUUGCUAUCUAGAUUGGACCUCCCAUAAUUGCUUUGCCAAAAUACCAGAGCCUUCAAGUGCCAAACAGAGUAUGUCCAACAGGAUCUGGGGCAGAAGAAAGCAAACGUGAAGAACCUUCGUGCCCUUCUGAUUCCCCUCCACCCAACCCUACUGCCCCCCAUGAGUUUGUUCAAACACUUAUCUUCUGGAUUAAGAUGCCAGUUAAAUUCUAUAUGCUCCAGGAUCUUGGACCUGAAAAAAAAAGAAGGAGAGGAAGAAUGAAACGUUUGUAGAUGGGAAAAAAGUAACAAAGAUUGAGAAGCCAUGUACUCGAGAAGCCACCGAGGGCCCUGCCAUUUGGACCCUGUGGAGCUGGAUUUCAUGAGCUAACUGUGAAACACCCUAAGCCUGAGAACUUUGAAUUCUGGGACUUCUACCCAGAUGGAAAAAUAACAACUAUUUUUUUUGUUGUUGUUUGUAAAAUGCCUCUUAAAUUAUAUAUUUAUUUUAUUCUA
This is a messenger RNA of Manis pentadactyla (Chinese pangolin), 1513 nucleotides long. It is a transcript of the gene HBEGF, whose product is annotated as heparin binding EGF like growth factor. NCBI's taxonomy places the organism in Eukaryota, Metazoa, Chordata, Mammalia, Pholidota, Manidae. Bases 273 to 899 code for a protein of 208 amino acids. Gene Ontology annotation, biological process: positive regulation of cell population proliferation; epidermal growth factor receptor signaling pathway; positive regulation of mitotic nuclear division. The transcript is spliced from 6 exons. Gene Ontology annotation, molecular function: heparin binding. The record is from RefSeq and is a predicted model, not a curated record.